AUGCUGAGUCCAAUCAGCCAGACGUCGACUUUUUCAGCCGCGUCGGCUCUCACAAGCGUAGGUCCGUCGUCAUACCGGGACCGAACAGCAGAGCUCUUCGCUAUCGCAGAAGGCCUUCAAAAAGCACCGCCACUGCCAGGAGCCGCGAAUGGCGAUGUUACCAGUGGUUUCGCCCGAUCAUCGGAUAAGAGCCUCGCGACUGUUCCCGUCGGCGGGUCCCCAGGCGGAAUCGCCGGUGCAGGCGGUCCGGGAGCCAGCUCUGCGGGGUCUGCGGUUCAAUCAGAGUUCAACCGGAGAGCGUCGCGAAUCGGAUUGUGUAUUCAUCAGACGACGCAGAAGCUGCAGAAGCUGGCCAAACUGGCCAAAAGAACGUCGAUGUUCGAUGAUCCAACGGCGGAGAUUCAAGAUCUAACGGCGGUGAUCAAGCAGGACAUCACGGCGUUGAAUGCGUCGAUCUCAGACCUUCAAGCGCUUUGCGAGGCACAGGCAGAGGCGAGCGGCGGAAAGAAGGGGCAGAACCGGCACACGAGUGAGCACAGCAACACGGUCGUGGAUAAUCUCAAGAGCCGCCUCAUGAACACCACCAAGGAGUUUAAAGACGUCCUUACAAUGCGAACCGAGAACCUCAAGGUCCACGAGAACAGGCGCCAGCUCUUCUCCGCAACGUCUGGAAUCGCGGGUGCGUCCGGCGCGCGGCAGCGACCAGCAGCCGCCGCGCUCUCCGCCGCCCCGCCUCCGUGGGCCGCAGCCUCUGGCGCGUCGUCCUCGGCCACUUCUGCAUCACAACUAUUCAGCAACACUCCCAGGUGGGUGGGUAGCACUGUCAGGGAAUGCAUGUUGAGCAAGUUAAUGCUCACUCUAUGUCCUCUUCUUCACAACGACGUCUCCCUGUUCCUUGUCUUUUCUCUCUGCCCCACGCUUCCCUAUCCCCCGUUCUUUGCUCUGCCCGCCCCUCUCCCUGGUGCUUCUUCCUCGCCUUGCUCCAGCAGUGGCACAAGGAGGAGCCACCCGUUUGACCCGCUGCAGCAGCAGGGGCAGCAGCAGGCGCUGAUAGCGCAGCAGGACUCGUACAUGAGCAGCCGCAAGGGGAAAUGGCUAUCCGGUAAGCCACACCCCCCCCCCCCCACCCUUCCUCCUCCUCUCCUCCCAUCCACUCCCUUCCUCCCCAUUCCCCACUCCCCUCCUCCCCUCCCCUCCUCCCCUUCCCUCCUCCCUCUCUCCCCCCCCUCCCUCCCCUCAACCCCCCACCCUUCUCCCCUCCAACCCUCCCCUCCCACUCCCACCCCCUCUCCCCCUCCGUUCCCCUACCUCCGUCGAGCGAGACGGGACCUUGGUGGCAACUUGGUUUCGUAA
Closterium sp. Naga37s-1 is the source of this 1353-nucleotide messenger RNA. The record is from the annotation of a GenBank genome assembly. NCBI's taxonomy places the organism in Eukaryota, Viridiplantae, Streptophyta, Zygnematophyceae, Desmidiales, Closteriaceae.